Molecule: messenger RNA, 1258 nt
Organism: Gossypium raimondii (Peruvian cotton)
Lineage: Eukaryota; Viridiplantae; Streptophyta; Magnoliopsida; Malvales; Malvaceae
Product: phosphoglycerate mutase-like protein AT74
Exons: 2
Coding region: 217-1089 (290 amino acids)
Molecular function (GO): phosphatase activity
Source: RefSeq, a predicted model, not a curated record
AAACUCUGAAAGAAAACGCAAGAAAGACAAAUGGAAUCUUAUCCCAUUGAAUCGUGUAAACAAUGCCUGAAGAAAUUAAAAGAAACCCUUCAACAAGCCAAGCUUUAUAAAUAGGAGAAAAAUCAAAUCUUUCAAACUGCAGAUUUCCAUUUUCAAUACAAUAACCAUUUUUCUCCUCAUCAAUAACCCAUUUAUUUCCCCUCAUUGAACACAAGAAUGGAAGAGAACAACCAUAAAAACAACCACCAAUCCUGCAAAACCAGGCUGUUACCCAAACGUAUAAUCCUAGUCCGACAUGGUGAGUCCGAAGGCAAUUUAGACACCUCGGCCUACUCCACAACCCCCGACUACAAGAUCUCCUUGACCGAAGGAGGCCGUGCCCAAGCCCGCUUGGCUGGUUCCCACCUUCGGGACCUUGUUUCCAGCCAUGGGCCUUGCCCCGAUUGGCGGGUCUACUUCUAUGUCUCUCCCUACGAGCGCACCCGAUCCACGUUACGGGAGAUCGGGAAAUCGUUUUCAAAGAAAAGGGUGAUUGGCGUAAGGGAAGAGUGUAGGAUUAGAGAACAGGACUUUGGGAAUUUCCAGGUUGAGGAAAGGAUGAAAAUUAUCAAGGAGACGAGGGAAAGGUUUGGGAGGUUUUUUUAUAGGUUCCCUGAAGGUGAAUCCGCCGCUGAUGUUUUUGAUCGUGUUUCAAGUUUUCUUGAAUCUCUCUGGAGAGACAUAGACUUGAAUAGGCUUCAUAGCGAUUCUUCUCAGGACUUGAAUCUCAUAAUAAUCUCACACGGUCUAGCCUCACGGGUGUUCCUAAUGAAGUGGUUCAAAUGGACGGUUGAACAAUUCGAGCGCUUAAAUAAUCUUGGGAAUUGUGAGAUUCGAGUUAUGGAGUUGGGACAUGGCGGUGAAUAUAGCUUAGCAAUAAAUCAUUCGGAUGAAGAAUUGCUGGAAUGGGGACUCUCUCCGGAAAUGAUAAAAGACCAGAAAUGGCGAAUUGAUGGCAACAAAGCUGACUGGAAUGAUCAUUGUACUUGGUAUCUUAGGUCAUUUUUUGACUAUGAAUCAGACUCAGAAGAUGAUGUUGAAAGAAGUUGAUAUUCAUUCGCCAAAAAAAUUGGUCUAGAAAGUGAUUCUUAGGGUGCAAAAGUUGUGCCAUAUGAUACCCUCAUUGGAAAGUUCAUUUAUGUAGAUGGAUGUAACAAAUGCCCUUUGUUUAUUUGUUUUUAAUUCAUUUAUAAUAAUAAAAUAAGUAUUUAACCAGCAA